Colius striatus (speckled mousebird) is the source of this 4228-nucleotide messenger RNA. RefSeq names its product purinergic receptor P2Y1 (gene P2RY1). Lineage: Eukaryota; Metazoa; Chordata; Aves; Coliiformes; Coliidae. The transcript has 5 exons. Gene Ontology annotation, cellular component: plasma membrane. Gene Ontology annotation, molecular function: A1 adenosine receptor binding; G protein-coupled ADP receptor activity; G protein-coupled ATP receptor activity. Gene Ontology annotation, biological process: phospholipase C-activating G protein-coupled receptor signaling pathway; relaxation of muscle; platelet activation. Bases 1366 to 2457 code for a protein of 363 amino acids. The record is from RefSeq and is a predicted model, not a curated record.
UUGCUGGGCAUUGGGCACAUCGCUGCUCCGGCACAGCGGGACCCAGGGUCCCUGUGGGCCUCAGCCCCGGCAGCUGAGCAGCAGAGGGGCAGGUCUGGGGCUGCACAGGUGCUGAGGGAAGGUCCUGAUGGGGCUCAGCUGGGGCUGAAGGGCCAGAGGCAGCAGAGCAGCAGGGAGGCAGAGCAGCAGGAGGGAGCUGAGGGUCGUGGAAUGUGCAGGGAAAUAACAACCCAACACAAUCCAGAAGUUGUCUGUUUUCCCGUGAACUAAGAGACAUUAGAUCCUUUCAGAGCGAGGCAUCAGCUCAGCCCAGGGAGGAGGGAGAGCCCAGGACACUGUGGGUGCUCUGCACCACAGCCAGCCACGCUGCUGCCUGGAAAAUGAACUGGACGUGACCUCCCUCUGUGCUGGGCCCAUGCAGACCUGUGCUUUCAGCAGCCUGCACAUCUGGGGCCAGCUCCUGCACAUCUGGGGCCAGCUGCUGCACAUCUGGGGCCAGCUCCAUGCAUGUUAUUACAGCUCAGGGUCCCUGCCAGGACAUCUUCCUACACACACGGUCCACCGUCGCUAUCAGCACUGAUCAUCCACCCAGCCAUGUGAGUGCGUCUGCGUUGGCCAUGGUCACAGAAGGACCUUGAAGAGACAUCACUGGAUGCCCAGGGAACAUGGAUUUGCAGCAGCUAAACCAGAGAAAACCAAGGGCUUUGCUCUGAUCUCUGCAGCCUGAAGAACUUGCCUGCUCUGCUGGUUACCAAACUCCUGCCAUCGACAUAGUGGCUGCAGGAGCUGCAGCCUGCGCAGGAGGAGACGAGUGAGGACGCACACGAAACUCCCGGCUUCUGAAGAGCUGCCCUGAGAUCACGUGGCUCUCACACCCAUUUCCAUCACCUCCAACUGGCAUCACUAACAUGGAGUGCAGAGUUACCAACACUCUUGAGACCACCAGAGCAGCCUCAGCAGCAGCAGGGCUGUGUCAGCACGGUGCUGGGCAGCUCCCUCCACUCAUCCCACUCCCGUGUCCUCACUGGGCUGGGAAAACCCAACGGCCUUCCCCACUGUGAGCUUUUGUCCAGGUAACGGAGGAAAGACAGAGGUGUCUGAAAACACCCUGCCAGCCCUUCAUACAGAUGUACACAGCUGGACAUUGGCUGAGAAGCCAGCUCCAGUGGAAAUCUGAGGCUGGCUGUGGAAAGUCUGCAGGCAGUGUGAGGCGUGCUGGGAAGAGAUACCCUCCUCUGUGACAGAUGAAAGAGGAAGUGAUGAAGCUGCCGAGACUGGAGAAAGAGAACACAGUGUGAUGCGUUCCUGUUGCUGUAGAGACUUUGUUGCUUCGCCUCAGACAUAUGUGACUCAGGUGGAAGGAUCAUGACUGAAGUCCUCCUCUCUGCUGCUUUGAAUGGAACUGAACCCAACCUGUUAUCCAGCAGCGGCUGGUCUGCAGGAAACGCCACCACCAAGUGUUCCCUGACCAAAACUGGCUUCCAGUUCUAUUACCUGCCCACCGUCUACAUUCUGGUCUUCAUCACUGGGUUUUUGGGCAACAGCGUGGCCAUCUGGAUGUUUGUCUUCCACAUGAGGCCUUGGAGCGGCAUCUCAGUUUACAUGUUCAACUUGGCACUAGCUGAUUUCCUGUACGUCUUGACCCUGCCCGCCCUCAUCUUUUACUACUUCAAUAAGACGGACUGGAUCUUUGGAGACAUCAUGUGCAAGCUGCAGAGGUUCAUCUUCCACGUGAACCUGUACGGCAGUAUUCUGUUCCUGACCUGCAUAAGCGUGCACAGGUACACGGGCGUGGUGCACCCCUUGAAGUCGCUGGGGAGGCUGAAGAAGAAGAACGCGGUGUACAUCAGCACCCUGGUCUGGGUCAUCGUGGUGGCCGUUAUCUCCCCGAUACUCUUUUACUCGGGAACGGGGAUCAGGAAGAAUAAAACCACGACGUGCUACGACACAACGGCCGACGAUUACCUGCGAAGUUACUUCAUCUACAGCAUGAGCACCACCGUGCUGAUGUUCUGCAUCCCGUUCAUUCUCAUCCUCGGUUGCUACGGGCUCAUCGUGAAAGCUUUGAUUUACAAGGAUUUGGACAACUCUCCUCUCAGGAGAAAGUCGAUUUACCUGGUUAUUAUUGUGUUGACAGUCUUUGCGGUGUCUUACCUUCCCUUUCACGUGAUGAAGACCUUAAAUCUAAGAGCCAGGGUGGAUUUUCAGACUCCACAAAUGUGUGCCUUCAACGAUAAGGUUUAUGCCACUUACCAGGUGACGAGGGGCCUCGCCAGCCUCAACAGCUGCGUCGACCCCAUCCUGUACUUUCUGGCGGGUGAUACCUUUCGGAGGCGGCUCUCCAGGGCCACCAGGAAAUCGUCCAGAAGAAGCGAGCACAACGUGCAGUCCAAAAGCGAGGAAAUGACUCUCAACAUCUUGUCAGAGUACAAACAGAACGGAGACACCAGUUUGUGAGCAAACGGGAAGAAUUUGGGCGCAGUUCGAAGGAGUGUCCUCCGCUUCGAGGCAGUGGGACACCGUAGUGCUCUGAGCACAUGAGGACAAUCUCCCGGUCUCUCAGAUUCCUUUUAGGUAAAGCCUCACUCUCUGAUCCUAGAAAAAGCUUAACAAAGGCAGUGGAAGAAUUUUAAAAGGAAAAUAACGUGUCAAAAUGCAGCUUUCUGAUGUUCUCACUUCUUUCUGGCUCGUGUCAGAUGAAGUAAAGUGAAGUAAAGCCACUAAAGGAAGAAAGCAAUCCAAGAGCUUCUGGUUUAAUGACUUAGUCUCCCACGUUCUGAGUUGUUCUCCGUCAGCCUCUCAUUAAAAAUAGGAAACAGGAGUGAGGGAGAGCAGUAUCUGCCGAGGCUCAGUCCACGUACUGCUCCUUCCGCUCACUUGCUGCUGUAGACGAGUGUUCUGGUGGAAGUCACGAUGCAGUUAUCUCGCAGUUUUCUUAUUUCUUCCUCUCCUUCUCGUGUUGAUAAUUGUUCGGUGGUUCGGUAGCAGUUACGGUUCGGUCUGCGAGUGCCGGUGUUGUACAAACGUGGGCUUGCUGGCGUCUGCAUGGGUACGCCUGCGGAUUCCGAUGGUUGUUAUGGAAAAUACGGACCCCCCUCCCCACCUUCCCCCUUAAUUUGGCUUCCAGGUGAGCUGCGAGCUGGGCCCUGGCAGGCCGGCAGCAGAGCGCUGUGCUCCUCCGAGGGGUGCCAACGCCUGCGCGGGUGGGCUGGCUCUGAGCGGCCUGUGGCCUCAUCCUGCCCUGCCCCCCGCGCCCAGGAGAAGCCAGAGGCACCGCGGCCAGGCUGAACAUGGAGCUGGCGAGCGGCCGCCGUCCCCGGGCUGCCCAGCGCCCGGCUGCCGCUGCCAGGAGCCUUCCUGGAGGUCUUUACGGGUAAACCAGGAGAAACACACACGUGCUGGAAGUACCUGCACCUCUCACACAAGCAAAGUGAUGGCUGCUCGAGUUACCCACGUCUUGGUUUGGUGCGAGAGUAUUGCUGUUCCUGGCGAUCUUUACAGAUAACGUGAGAGUUGUUUCCCAAGAAACUAAUUGUUACAGUGGAUAAUAUAGGAUGGAUUAUAUAUUAUAUAUACACAUAAUGGGGGGAACUAGUGUUUGGGUUGUUUCUUUUUUUACUGUGACAAAUAAAUGACUGUAUUAACAAGAUGUUGCAAUAUCCUACAGGCUGGAUCCGGCCCGUUAUCGUGCAUCUUCUCCCAGUGUGGGGUAGGUGAUCCAAAACGAGCCGUCCCGCGCCGUUGUGUAACGCGGAGCAGGCGCGUCCAUGGGCCGUCCUGCUCGGGCCUUGUGGCUCUAACACGUCUCUGAAAAUGUUGUGUGCUAAAAAUGGUAUGAAAGCAUGCUCUAAAUUAUAAAUUCAGUGUGCAAAACUUGAGUUCUCUGUACUCCUGAGGGUGAUUUUGGCAGAUCUUUGUUCCUCCAGUCCUCAUAGUAAAAUAGUUCACUUACCGGUUCCUGGGGAUUGGUGACAAAGGAGAAUAGCUCUAGUUAUCUUUUUGACAACGUUGUGAGGCAGCUUCUGUUCACACGUACAGCUUCUUAAUCUGCAAAAUCCCUAUUUAUUGAACUUAUUUAUUAGAAAGCUAAAUGUCAAGUAUGUAAAGUGUGGUUCUCCGUAUUCGUAUUCAGAAUUGGGCAUUAAUGGCAAAUCUAACAGCAUGUUUCAGUCACUGUAAUACUGUCUUCUAACAGAGCAUCUUUAUAAUAAACUCAAUUCCACCCUGA